Ylistrum balloti is the source of this 4488-nucleotide messenger RNA. RefSeq lists its product as uncharacterized. The transcript has 35 exons. The record is from RefSeq and is a predicted model, not a curated record. The coding region runs from base 1 to 4488 and encodes 1495 amino acids. Lineage: Eukaryota; Metazoa; Mollusca; Bivalvia; Pectinida; Pectinidae.
AUGAAGGCAGACAAAGAGCAGGGGACUAGAGAGGAACCGUUGAGAAGAUCAGAUCAGGAUCAAAAUUUGGCAAACAUGCAGUUGCCCCUCUUUUUGUUCCUGUCUUUGAUAUGGAACUGUGCAGCACAAAAGACUGUGGUUACAGAAUAUGAAGAAUGUGGGGAAAGAGAAAUAGAUCUAGCGUUUCUCAUAGACUCAUCCGGAAGUAUUGGAUCAUCAAAUUUUAAGCUGAUGCGUAAAUUUUUAGUGGACUUCAUUAAUGAAAAUGCAAUAAACACCGGCUCUGUCAAGGUAGCACUGGUAUCAUUUUCCUCAUAUUCAAAGGUCGAGUUUCAUUUUAAUACUCACGACAGCACAGAAGCUGUCCAACGUGCGAUCAAAAAGAUGACCUACAUGAGCAGAGCAACAAAUAUGACAGGAGGACUCAGUACCGUGCGAACAGACGUGUUCAAUAAAGACAAUGGCGAUAGAAACGAGGUCGGUGAUCUUGUCCUAUUGUUUAGUGACGGACAACCAAAUGUAGAAGCUGGUAAACGAUUGAAGAAGGAACUGCAGUUGUGGAAAGGAGAAGGAACGAAGAAAAUACCAAUAUUUGCCAUGGGAAUUGGAAAGGCUUAUCAGAAAGAAGAAAAUAAGCAGCUUUUACGAUCAAUUGCGACCAACGGUAUGGUUGACAACGAAAAUAUCGGUUUUGUUGAUUCAUACGGAGCUAUGGACAGUCUCAGGGCGGACAUUUUCAAACAGAUUUGUAGAGUAAUCAAGAAGGUUUCAACAGUUAAAGAUGGUGAUCCGUGUUACGAAGAAGGACAAGUGGUAAACUCAAGAUGCAAACGAUUCACUUGUCAAAAUGGCCGUUGGUUCAAGGCGUGGAAAGGAUGUAUAUUUAACGGCUGUAUGGACUGGGAUGAAGAGAAAAUGGAUGGGUGUAAUAGGUACAAAUGUUUGAGAAAAAGUGAAUGUCUUGAUGAUGAUAGAAACUUCUGCCUCGGAUUUAACGUCAAAUUGCAAAAUGUCGGUUGUCGAGUAAAAGGAAAAUGUAUCGAGGAAAAUUCCAUCUGGAAGGAUGAUUCGACUUGUGAAGCGUACCAAUGUAAACGAGGACAAGAUAAGGAUGGCAAGGCUGUGGGUGAAGUGGAAAUGACAGACGCAGGAUGUAUGGAUCCGGACGGUGUAUGUAGAGAUAUAGGAUUUAAAUACAGCAGCCACUGUAUCGGCUUCAAGUGUGAACGAGUUGAAGAAAAUUAUCAAUCAGUAGUGAAAUUUGUCACGUUCGAAGCUGGCUGUAAAAACGAUGGAAAGUGUGUCCCCCUUGGUGAUGCGAUUAAAGAUGGCUGUAAUGAGUUAGUAUGCACAUACGACGACUCCACACAGUUGUAUGAUUUCGUCAUCGACUCUAUACAAUGCGACUUCGAAGACCAAUGCUAUGAGAUAGAUGCGGAAUGGGAAAAUAAGGAUGAAUGCACCAAGUUUAAAUGCAUUUACAAUGAAAAAACAAAGAAAGCUGUUGUUCGUGAAAGAGUUGCAGGAUGUCAAAUGGACGGAGGAUGUGUACCUAAAGGAGGGGCUGUCGGAAAAGCAAAAUGUAUUGAAUACGAGUGUAAUCGCAAAGGUGGCUUCGAUUUGAUAAGCGCAGGAUGUCCAGUUAAGGAUGAGUGCAAGAUGAUAAACUCUACAUGGCGCAAGGAUGGGGUUUGCGCUCAAUUUUACUGCAGGCAAGGAGAGUAUGAGGACGGCUAUAUCACAACAAUGAAGAUUAAAGAACUCGAAUGCCGUGAUUUCCAAGGAAAUUGCAUGAAAGAAGGUGAAACAAUCGUAGAUGAUUGCCUCACUUACGAAUGUGGAUCUGACGGCAAAUUAAAGAGAACAGAAUCAGCAUGCAAGUACAAUGGAGUGUGUUACAAUAUUGGCGAUAAAUGGGAAGACAGGGGCAAAUGUAAAGAAUUCACUUGCAAAGCUGACGACAUAGAAGGAGCUGUAUAUUUCGGACUAACAAAUGGAUGCGUAGACUGCGAUGGAGUAUGCUACAAGCCUGGAGAGUUGCGUAGUGUGGACUUUAGCUGCGUCACAGAAAUCUGCGGUGUUGAUCAUGUGUUACGAGCCAAUUUGUGUGAAUACAAAUCCACGUGCUACGAAAUUGGUCAGGAAUGGAUAGAUUAUGACGACUGUCUGACGUUUUCCUGUAUAGAAGACCCUAUCACUGCUGCAGCUGUCAUGGAAGAAGUCCCAUACGGGUGUUUGUAUGAAAAGAAAUGUUACGCUCCAGGAGAACAAAUCAAGAAGGGCUGUGAGACGUUCCAAUGUAUGUCUGAUGGAAAAGGCUUCAACUCUAUAGCCGAAGAGUGUCCAUGGAAAGAUGGAUGCAAAGCUGUUGGUUCAAAAUGGUUCAGUAAAGAUGAGUGUGUCCAAUAUGAAUGUGUUGAAAAAGAAGAAGGAGUGUCAGUUGAGGAAAUUAUUCACGGUUGUGAAGAUGCAUACAGGGAGAAGUGUUGGAGAAGUGGUGCUGAAGUAGCUGAUGUCAAUGGUUGUAUCAAGUUUGAAUGUGUUGACGGCAAGAUGAAGCCUUUAUCAGUUGGUUGUCCCCAUGAUGGCAAGUGUAUGAAUGUAAGUGAGGUGAUUAAGGACGAGAAGGCCUGUAUACGUUAUGAAUGUGUUGUGGAGGAUGAAGGAGCCGGCUUCAUUAAAACAGUGAAGAAGGAAAGACCUGGUUGUCUCGACCACGAAACCUGCUACUGGCGCGGUCAGGAGAAAACAGAGGCUUGUGUGACAUAUAAGUGUUUUAAAAAUGGUUUCCGAAUCGUGGAGGCAGGAUGUGAAUUCCGAGGUAGUUGCAAGUACCUUAAUUCCAAGUGGGAACAUGACAAAAAAUGUUUGACCUUUUCCUGCAUCAAGAAAGAUGACGCUGAAAUUCCAAAAGUGAGAAGGUUUCUUUGGGGCUGCAAAGAUGAGCAAGGUAGAUGCCACAAAUUCGGAAAGCAGCAAAAAAUUAACGAUUGUGUGACUUACGAAUGCGAAAGAAGGAAAGGAUAUGGUGCUAAGUUCUUUCCGAAAGAAGUUGGUUGUCAAUUCCGCAAAAAGUGCAAAGCUGUAAAUGAUGUAUGGGUUAACAAGAAUAAGUGCGUCAAGCAGACAUGCUUGUUCUCCGAGGGAUCAGAUCUUCCGGAAAUCCAGAGUUCACCUUACGGUUGUAGAACUGGCGGACAGUGCUACGCAUUCGGUGAGCGAAUUACUGACGAUGAAAAUCAGUGUGUCACAUAUGAAUGUACCAAAUACGAAAUAUUUUCACCUGUCGAAACCGGGUGCAUGUACCAAGGUAAAUGUAAACGAGACCGUUCCAGGUGGAUCGAUAGGUCAUCGUGCAUCCGUUACAGGUGUAAAUCAGAAUCCGUCAGUCCAUCACAGGUCAUCAUGCACACGUAUGAAGAAAAAGGUUGUAAGGACUUCGAUGGUAACUGUAUGCGUCCUGGAGAGACAACUGUUAAGGACUGUACAACGUACCAAUGUAAUCCAAACCGGGAGACACUCGUCAUUGUUAAAGAAGAUUGUCAAGAUGGUGACCAAUGCAGACCCCUCAAUUCUACAUGGUUUGAUCCAGAAUCGUGCACUGAUUUCAGAUGUAUAUACUCGCCUGUAUUGAAUGAUAUCAUUAUUGAUGCCAAAACAACAGGCUGUAAAAAUGAUGAUGGGCGAUGUUUCCAGAAAGGAGAAAAGAAGGAAGAAGAAUGCAACAAAUUUCUAUGUAACAAAAACUCAAAUUUUAAGCCCGUCGAAGUAGGUUGCAAGUGGAGAAACAAAUGCUACAAGAUCGGCGAGUCGUGGCAGAAGAACUGUGUGGUGUAUACAUGCGAGCUCGUAUCGAAAGGAAUCAACUUCGUGGAAACACAUGUGAAUGCUUCUCAUGGCUGUCUAUGUGACGGAGGUGGUUGUUACAGACCUGGUGAUAAGCGUACCGACGGAUGCCUUGAGUAUGUCUGUCAGGAGGGUGGAGAGUUCGAGAUUUCGAACUUCGCUUGUACAACCGACGAAGGGUGUUUGAAACCAGGGGACUUCUACAUGGAUAAGAAAGAAUGUGUGGAAUACACCUGUAGCAGGAAGACCAGAUCUCUUGAACCAGUGAACCGAAGCUGCAAGUGGAAAGGUGAAUGCAAAGAGAUAGAUGCUAAGUGGUUUGAUAAAGAUCAGUGUCAAGGAUAUAGAUGUGUCUACAGCCCAGCAGACAACGAUGUCAAAAUUGUAGAAAGAGUAGCAGGUUGUCGAGAUGACGAAGGUCAAUGUAAAAGAGCGGGGACGGAACUUGCAACAACCAACGAAUGUGUCAAGUUUAAGUGCCGAGGUGGAGAAUUCAUACCGAUAAAAGUUGGUUGUGAAUGGGAAGGAAAAUGUGCCCCUCAAGGUUCAUCGUGGCUAGAAGAUUGCGUUCAAUAUAGCUGUCAGAUAGAAGAACAAGGACCAACAUAUAUAGAAACAACGGUAGUAGCACACCAUGGUUAG